This is a messenger RNA of Spirometra erinaceieuropaei, 759 nucleotides long. NCBI's taxonomy places the organism in Eukaryota, Metazoa, Platyhelminthes, Cestoda, Diphyllobothriidea, Diphyllobothriidae. The record is from the annotation of a GenBank genome assembly.
AUGGCUAUCAGUCCGAAACUGGGCAACAGCUUCCAUCUACAGAUGGAUGAUUUGAUGGCUGUUUCUUUUAGUACUGCUACAAUUGUCGUCUAUGCUUCCACCCCUGAUGCCACCCCUUCUGUCCCUGAUGCUGUCGGUGUUGUUGCAACCAUUGCUGUCUCCAUUGCUGAUGCUGAGUGGGAGAAAUCCAAAUGCAUAAACCUCCUUAGUUCCUGUAUUCUGAGGUAAGAAUCUGUAUCCACCACCCAAAACGUACUCAAUUAAUUUUUGUAUUGCGUGAGCACUCCUCUCACCGUUCUUGUAAUCAACAAGACACUUGUGCUCACUUCUUGGUGAAAGGAGAAAAGUUGCAAUGUGCUUGUUACUGAAUGUGUAGGAAUUUGUUUUUACAAAAACCUGUUUCAUUAUGCCAGUAAUGUAGAGGAAGCUUCAGGUAUUUAGGAACAAAACUGAACACUGGGAAAGUAAAAAUGUGCAAGUAUAAAAAACUUAUAUAUAUAUAUAUAUGUAUAUGCAUUGGAUCCUAUCUACAUGUUCGUGCAAACAUCACAAUAGGUUAUUCAACAAAACCGUCAUCAACGCCUACGCGUCUUUUGAAACGACUGCAUGCGUUGAGCUGUUGGCAAUAAAGUCUUCGAUAGUGGCCUUCAAGAAAUCCAUCGGUAUGGUGAGUAAGUUUGUUUGUCUCUUUCUUAACAGCUCCCCAGACAUACCAGUCAACUGGGCAUCAACUGGACGACCCAGGAGGCCAAAUGCUGA